Messenger RNA from Cuculus canorus (common cuckoo), 1963 nucleotides. RefSeq names its product ring finger protein 115 (gene RNF115). Lineage: Eukaryota; Metazoa; Chordata; Aves; Cuculiformes; Cuculidae. Gene Ontology annotation, biological process: ubiquitin-dependent protein catabolic process; protein ubiquitination; positive regulation of DNA-templated transcription. The transcript has 9 exons. The coding region runs from base 51 to 947 and encodes 298 amino acids. Gene Ontology annotation, cellular component: cytoplasm; nucleoplasm. Gene Ontology annotation, molecular function: ubiquitin protein ligase activity. The record is from RefSeq and is a predicted model, not a curated record.
GCGCGGGCUCUCUCGCUGUUCCGCAGGAGGACUGACGGCAGGCAUAGAAGAUGGCGGAGGCCUCGGCGGCGGCCGCCGUGCCUCAACACCGCUUCUUCUGCCACAGCUGCAAAGGGGAGAUCAGCCCGAAGCUGCCGGAAUACACUUGCCCGAGAUGUGAAUCCGGCUUUAUCGAAGAAGUCACGGAUGAUUCCAGUUUCCUGGAUGGCAGCAGCGCAGACGACAGCCAGUCCACGCAGUUCACGGAGCUUUGGGACCAUUUGGACCACACAAUGUUCUUUCCCGACUUCCGACCCUUCCUGAGUAGCAACUCACUGGAUCAAGACAGCAGGGACAACGAGAGGGGCCACCAAGCCCACGCUGACCUCUGGGGACCCAGCCGACCCCCGCGAUUGCCCAUGACCCGGCGGUACAGAUCCCGGGGCAGCUCGCGCCCCGACAGGUCUCCCGCUAUCGAAGGGAUCAUCCAGCAGAUCUUUGCGGAGUUUUUUACAAACUCGGAGAUUCCUGGCUCCCUGCACCCUUUUUCCUGGAGCGGGAUGCUGCACUCGAAUCCCGGGGACUACGCUUGGGGACAGAGUGGCCUGGAUGCCAUUGUCACCCAGCUCUUGGGGCAGUUGGAGAACACGGGACCCCCUCCAGCCGACAAGGAGAAGAUCUCCUCGCUCCCGACAGUGACAGUAACUCAGGAACAAGUCGAUACGGGUUUGGAGUGUCCCGUGUGCAAAGAGGAAUACACAGUCGCCGAGCAGGUCCGGCAAUUACCGUGCAACCACUUCUUCCACAGCAACUGCAUCGUGCCCUGGUUGGAGCUGCACGACACGUGUCCCGUCUGCAGGAAGAGCUUAAAAGGGGAAGAUUCCACUCGGCAAACGCCAAACCCAGAGCCAGCGGCGAGUAACAGCUUCGGCAGCGACAGCCACUUACACGACCGAUGGACUUUCUGACAGCCGUCGGCUCCGGCCGGCGUCGCUGCUGCUGUACGUGAUGUUCUAGUCGGAACGGGAGCAAGGAGUAGCAGGGAAUGUGGGGCAGGGGAGGGGGAAUCACUGCACCGAGCGCUGUCUUCUUCCUGAAACUAAACCGGCAUCUCCGAGCGAAUCGUGUCUCCGUCGGAAUCGCCUCUUUAGUUCUAAAUUGGGAAUGAUUUUUAGACUCGUGGGACUCCCGACGUGGCCGCUUCGUGGGGGACGGAAGCGCCCGGGGAGGUUCGGGAGAACCCACCUGUGUCCCCAGGGCUCCGUGGGGCCUCAUUCCCGGUGGGAAAUGAGGGGAUGGAAAGGAGAAGAGCUUUAACUUCUCCCCUCUGACCCCUUUCCCUGCCCCGUGAUCCAGGUUUGUGGGAUCAAAUCCAGGAGGAUUUUUUCCAACCCCUUUCUUCCCUUCAAUCCCAGUGAGGGCGGCUUUGAGAUAGCAGAGACAGAGGUGAUGAUGGAGGCGUUCGGGGGCUCCGGAGCUCUUCCCGAGGGGCGGAGGAGCCCCGCGCCGGGAGCAGGAGUGCACCGAGCGGGAUUUUCUGUCCUUGGCAUGGACUCUUCGGUGGGUUUUUCCCCUCCGGGUGCCGGCGUCCCCACACCCAUCCCUUCCCCGCGCGUCGUUUAGGCCCCGUAGCUGCCUCGUACCACGUGGACCACAUUAAAGGAAUCCCUUAGGAAAACAGCCCGAACUCCGUAGCCAUUUUAACGGCCCAUCCUUCCAUUUAACCCUCCCUUUAGUCCGAUAACGUUAAGAAAAAUCUAUUUUUGCGGAUUAUUGUUUGGUUUAUGGUUUUUUUGGGGGUUUUUUUCCGUAAUGUUUCACCCAUCUCCAACUUUGGGUUUAUUGUCCAAGGAGCGGAGGAGUUUUUUCCCACAAAACCAUCCCGUUGGGAAUGCCGAAGCCCCAACGUAUCGCCGCUUCCUCGCUGUCCGCAGUGUACUACGUACACUCGAUUUCUGUGCGUGUUUGGUUUGCUAUUUCGUCA